AGAUUAUCAUUAGUUUGCGAGAAAUCCGACUUGUCCCGUGUACACUGAACACAACGCUUUCGUCACUUCCCUCACGCUGACGCCAACUUGCAUCAUUUCUUGUAUCUUGUCAACUGGAGCUAGACAACAUACAUCAUCAUGGUGGAGCCUGUGCCGGAGUCCAUCAACUUUCCCGCACAGGAAGAGAAGAUCCUGCUGCUGUGGAAGGAGAAGGACUGUUUUUACGAGUGCCUCAAACAAUCCAAGAACAGGCCAAGGUACACCUUCUAUGAUGGACCACCCUUUGCCACGGGUCUACCUCACUACGGUCACAUCCUAGCAGGCACCAUCAAGGACAUUGUUACUCGCUUUGCCCAUCAGAGUGGCUUCCAUGUGGACCGACGCUUUGGCUGGGAUUGUCAUGGCCUUCCUGUGGAGUACGAGAUUGAUAAGACCUUGGACAUAAAAGGCCCUGAUGAUGUAGCCAAGAUGGGCAUCGCGGAGUACAACAAACAGUGUCGAAACAUCGUCAUGAGAUACUCUCACGAGUGGGAGGUUUCAGUCAAUAGGAUGGGUAGGUGGAUCGACUUCAAAAACGACUACAAGACCCUCUACCCAUGGUUCAUGGAGACUGUCUGGUGGGUGUUCAAGCAGCUUUAUGACAAGGGUUUGGUGUAUCGUGGUGUCAAGGUUAUGCCUUUUUCUACUGCGUGCAACACACCACUCUCCAAUUUCGAAUCUCACCAGAACUACAAGGAUGUUCAAGAUCCAUCGGUUAUUGUCAACUUCCCACUGCUCGAUGACGAAGACGUGUCUCUUAUUGCGUGGACCACCACUCCGUGGACACUACCCAGCAACCUAGCUCUCUGUGUCAACCCGGAUUUGUCCUAUGUCAAGGUCCAAGAUAACACCACCAACAAGACGUACAUCAUGAUGGAGUCUCGGCUGGGUGCGCUCUUCAAGUUGGAGAGCGAGUACACGCUCCUGGACAAAUUCCCUGGCAAAAUGCUGAGUGGAAAAAAGUAUAAGCCUCUUUUCAAGUAUUUUGCCAAGUGUGGCGAGAAAGGAGCAUUCCAGGUGGUGACUGAUAACUAUGUCAAAGAGGAAGAGGGCACAGGAGUAGUCCAUCAGGCACCUUACUUUGGAGCUGACGAUUACAGGGUGUGCACUGAAUACAGCAUCAUCCAGAGAGACCAGGCUCCGAUCUGCCCCGUGGAUGCCUCUGGCUGCUUCACAUCAGAGGUCACCGAUUUUACAGGACAGUACGUCAAAGAUGCGGACAAGAAUAUCAUCAAGUGGCUAAAGGAGAAGGGUCGCCUUGUCAACUCUAGCUCUUUCAAGCAUAGCUACCCAUUCUGCUGGAGGUCAGAUACCCCCCUGAUCUACAAAGCUGUGCCCAGUUGGUUUGUCCGUGUGGAGCACAUGGUACAGAAGCUUCUGAACAACAAUGGACAGUGUUAUUGGGUGCCUGAUUUUGUACGUGAGAAGCGGUUCGGAAACUGGCUGAGGGAUGCACGUGACUGGGCCAUUUCCAGGAACCGUUACUGGGGCACGCCAAUCCCCAUGUGGGUCAGCGAUGAUUACGAGGAGGUAGUGUGUGUGGGCUCCAUUGGUGAACUGGAGGAACUGACAGGUGCCAAAGUAACUGACCUUCAUCGAGAGAGCAUCGACCACCUGACCAUACCCUCGCGUUGUGGCAAAGGGGUUCUGCGUAGGAUCACCGAGGUGUUUGACUGUUGGUUUGAGAGCGGUAGCAUGCCCUACGCCCAGGUCCACUACCCCUUUGAAAACAGAAAGGAAUUUGAGGACACUUUCCCGGCGGACUUUAUCGCCGAGGGCAUUGACCAAACCAGGGGGUGGUUCUACACCCUGCUUGUGCUCUCCACAGCGCUGUUUGGUAAACCGCCCUUCAAGAAUGUCAUCGUUAAUGGCUUGGUACUUGCUAGCGAUGGACAGAAGAUGAGCAAGCGCAAGAAGAACUACCCGGAUCCCGGGCUCAUAGUGCAGAGCUAUGGCGCUGAUGCCCUCAGACUGUAUCUCAUCAACUCCCCAGUGGUAAGAGCGGAAAACCUGCGUUUCAAAGAGGAAGGUGUUCGAGACGUGUUGAAGGAUGUCUUCCUGCCGUGGUACAAUGCCUAUCGCUUCCUAGUGCAGAAUGUGCAAAGGUUACAAAAGGAGGAUGGCAUUCAGUUCCUGUAUAACGAGAACACCGCGAAGCAAAGUGACAACAUCAUGGACAAAUGGAUUCAGUCCUUCACGCAAUCUCUCAUCCAGUUCUUUAAGGCAGAAAUGGAUGCAUACCGUCUCUACACUGUGGUGCCUCGUCUGGUCAAGUUUGUGGAUAUGCUUACCAACUGGUACGUCCGUACCAAUAGACGCCGCCUGAAGGGCGAGAGUGGUACUGAGGACUGUCUGUGGGCGCUGGAAACCCUCUUCACUGUUCUCUUUUCCAUGUGCAGGCUGAUGGCUCCUUUCACACCCUUCAUCACAGAGAUGAUGUACCAAAAUCUGCGUAACCUUGUUGACCUCGCCUCUUUGGAGGAAAAGGACACGGGCAGCAUCCAUUAUCUCAUGCUCCCCCAAGUCAGGGAGAAUUUGAUUGACAAACGCAUCGAGAACGCUGUCUCUCAGAUGCAGUCCGUGAUCGAGCUGGGACGUGUCAUCCGUGACAGAAAGACCCUGCCAGUGAAGUAUCCACUGAAGGAGGUGGUCGUCAUUCACCAGGACCCAGAAGCACUCAAAGACAUCCAGUCACUACAGAAAUACAUUUUGGAAGAACUCAAUGUGCGGCAGCUAACCAUUUCGACGGACAAAGACAAGUAUGGCAUCCGUCUGCGGGCCGAACCGGAUCACAUGGUCCUAGGCAAGAGGCUGAAGGGGGCGUUCAAAUCCAUCACUGCUGCAAUCAAGGAGCUUACCAGCGAACAACUUGAAGCCUUUCAGAAGAAAGGUUCUAUCAUGGUAGAUGGCCACGAGCUUCACGAGGAGGACCUGAGACUGAUGUACACAUUUGGUCAGAGUUCUAAUGCAGCUGCUCAAUACGAAGCCCACUCUGACUCACAGGUGCUGGUAUUGUUGGACGUUUCCCCAGACCAGUCCAUGUUGGAUGAAGGAGUGGCCAGAGAAGUCAUCAACCGUGUUCAGAAACUACGCAAGAAGGGCCAUUUGGUACCGUCGGAUGAAAUCACAGUGUAUUACCGCUGUCAGCCAGACGGGGAGUACUUGGGCUCAGUUAUCCAGGCUCACACGGACUUCAUUUUGGCGACGACAAAGGCGCCUCUUCUUCCAUACCCUGUCCCUAAGCGUGCCACCAUCAUCAUCGAAGAAAAGACACAGUUGAAGGGCUCUGACUUGGAGCUAACAAUCGUCAAGGGUUCUUCAGCACCACUGAUCGCUUUAAAUGGACCAGCUUGUGCUUACGUCAACAUCAGAGUGAAAGCCAACGGCAAACAACAAGAAGGGGUGGUGCUGCUAGAGAAUCCAAAAGGUGAUAACGGGAUAGACGUGGACAAGUUAAAAAUCGUGUGCCGCAGCAUCUUUGGGACAAACAAUGCCAAGCUCAAACUCUUUAACGAUGGCAAAGAGUUGGCUAGUAAAGCAGACCUGCGGGCCCUGAGUGGUAAAACUUUGUCAGUGACUACAGACACGGCCUCCCCUGGGUGCAAGACCUCCGACAGUGCCCUUGCAUGUCCAUACGUGAACCUGAUGCUCUGCGAUGCACAGCCCGCUGAGUGCAAAACGGGACAAGUGGGCACCCUCCUGUUGGUCAACCCAGUGGGACAAAAUGGUCUAGAUGUCAAAGGCCUGCUGUCAGAGGCCGCAAAGGUCUUCGGCCUCCGCGGCAGACGGGUCAGACUCUACAUGGACCAUGAGCUCAGCCAGGAGCUGCCUGCCAAUUCUGUCGUAAAAUCUUUGGACACCAAAACUCUGUUUGUGAGAGUUCUCCCCACCACAGCGGAAUCAUAGAACCCAAGGAAGGACAACACCAUAAGACUUUGCCAACAUUGUUACAGUACAGCUUUGUAAUUGAAUUUUUGCUCUAUAUGGCUCUAAAACUAUUACAGACUGUAUGUGAAUCAACUCGGGAUCAUGCAAUUUUUUUAAGACCCGUAAAAGCACACUAAGACCGACGUAGCAGAGAUCCCCUAUGGAAAAGCGUUAAUUAUGCGCCUGUGGGUUUCUUUCCUAUUUAACGCCAAAACUUGCAAUGUGUUUCUUUCCCAAAGUCAUUUGAGGUAAUUAUAAGGGUCCAGAGUAAUUACGGCUGUGGCAAUUAAUUGGGCGCACCAAUUCGCCUUAUUGUGCCCAUUGUGUUUAGAAUUGAACAGAUAAACCUCUCAUUACUUUGUGAAUCUUCAUUUGGAAAGUUAAAAUGAAAUUUUUGGGCGACUGAGCUUUUGGUUCGAUCUAUUGCUGUGAAAUGGAAUAAAUCAAUGGUGGAGGAAAAUGAGCUUUUUUAUUGGUCUGCUUGUCACUGGGAAACACGUCUAGUCCCGCAGCAUUAACCUCAUUUGCUCUUUUGUUUAUCUGCACGACUCACACACUUUGUCCCAAUUGUUCGUCUUACCUUUUUUAAUUGCAAGGUCGCCCAUUAAAGGCAACAAAGGGGAUUAAAGAUGCUUUGAACGGCAGUAAUGCGGCAGGACAAUAAAAAAUACAGCAUCCCACCCACAGCAAGAAAAACAACUUACAUGCAAUGCAACAUUAAGUGAAGUGGUUAAAAUAAAGAGGACGAGUGACAUUAGUGCCUGAAGUAAUGAGUGGUGGGAGAAAAUAUUUGUGUUUUGCCAGUGGUGAAUGAAUUACUUUUCUUUGUUUUACUUAAGUAAAAGUACAGAUACAGGUGCAAAAAAUACAUAAAGUACAAGUAUCUAAGAAAACGUUUUCUCAACUAAAAGUACAAAAGUACCUGCUUUAAAAUUUACAAGUAAAAAAUAAAAGGACAACCGACAUAAAAUUUGACUCGCCAGUUGUUUCUACGUCCGACGACAUGCUCGAAAUAUGACGAUUUAUCACAGCGCCGCAGUUUCGUUGUUUUCCCGCAAGACGGAAGGCAGAUUUUCUUGUCAGAGAAAUCAACACGGGUUCCAACAAUGUUCGUGCAGGUUGUGAAAAAGGUGAGGCUUACCAUUGAAAUGAAGAUGGAAAUGACAGAAAAAUAUGAGCGUGGUGUGCGCGUCCAUGAACUGGCUCGACAAUGCGACCGUAGACGGCUUAUGAUCUCGGCGUCCUCCUCCAUUAGCUAGUAUUUAAAAGAUAAGAUGCCAAUUAUUAUUGUAAUCACCAGCUUUGUCAGGUUUUUAAUCAUUUAUUUCAGAACUUGUGCAGUACAACAUGCCUACUGUCCACCGCAACAGAAUAUAAAAAGUAAAAAGUCCUCUCUCACUCUGACAGGACAGCCACGUAAAAAUACAUCUGCCACAUCAGAACCUGAUUCGUUACAUUAUCACAGGUAUUAUUACUAUACUUCCAAAUUGUAUUCAUGAAUGAUAUACAAUACUUAACUAAUUUGCUCCCAAAAAAGUAUGAAUAUGUUCUAUUUUUAAUUGUUUCAGUGGCCCAAAGACGUGUUUAUACGUUUUUUUCACAAGAGACAUCUCUAGGUUCUGAUUCAACUUAGCUCCAAAGCACAAAGCUGAAAAUCCAUUUUAAAGCAAACUGGCCAAAGGAGGGCAGUAGCGCAUUUGGUAAGACCCCAACCCGAUUCAAUGGAAUGAACGGUGGGCCGCAUGGCCGGGGCGCAGGCGGAAGAUGACCAAAUGGACGUCCAGGAUGCCAGGCGGCGGACAACCGAGCAGAACAACCGGGUGGAUACCCGGAAUUCCAGGCGCUGGACGACCAAGCAGAACGACCGGGACCACCAGUGCAGCGGACGAUGCCAUUGAGUCCGUGCUAGAAAGACUUAAAAAAAAUCCAUCUUUAUGAGACAGGCGGCGAUGAGGGAAAAGUUUACCCCGGCCGUCGCGGCAACAACAGUAUCAUCUCUGUUAUGUGUAAAUUAUUACUUUGCUAUCAAAAGCUCCAUUUGUCUUGUUGUUUAUGUUAAAGGGAAACAUUAUUCAGAUGUUUGGGAUGUCACUAAAGAAAUAAAUAGUUGUGUUAAAGUCAAAGUUAUGUAUGUAAUGUAUGCGUUUACAAAAAGCUCAAUGUCUCUUUUUUUUUCAUGAGAAAUUGGAAAAUUGCUCAAGCUAAGCUAUUUUCUAACUCUGACUUUUAAAGAAUGGAAAAAGAUGUGAACUAACUUUUUUAUCCUGCGGAAAGAAGAGAGUCUAAUCUUUGUUUUGGUGGGUUCCAUGUUUAUAUAGCAAUAGAACAGAAUUUUCUGUGGGCCUUGCAAAAUCAGUCAAAAUCCAGUAAAACGGCCGGGAGCAAAGGGGUUGCACCAGUGAAAAUGGCUGGGAGUGAAUGAGUUAAAGUAGCCACCCUUGGCUCUGAUUACUUUUUUAUACUCCUGCCAUUCUCUUGGAUGAGCUUCAAGAGGGAGUUACCUAAAAUGGUUUUUGACUUUACAGGUAUCCCUUUUAAUGGUUGAUUAGUGGAAUUCAUUGCUUUAUCAAUGGGUUUGGGACCUUCAUUUGUGUUGCAUUGAAUGAGGUGUGUUCAGACUUUUGGCUUCUACUGUACAUACAGAGAUCUGAGUCCAUAUUCAAAGAGAGAACCAGAAAAUUCAUUGAUUGCUCAGUUUUAUUUUAAACUGUGUGGAAUGGAAAAACAAGCAAUAAAAUAGACUGCACAAUAAACAAGUUUACAAGCUCAAAAACUCUUAAAGCUAAAUGGCGGAUUGCAAGCAACUAUCAGGUAUCAGACACAUACUAUACAAAAGUGUGCAGCAUCUAUCUGAAGGUGCACUGCUUUCACUGUUGGUUAUAUUGGUCAAUAUCUUGUUCACCUGCCUAAUCUUGCUUGUACUUGUGUUGCUUACGCUAAUGAUCAAUUGCGGUAUAGUUGCGCGGGGCUUAUCGAUUGUGCCAAAAGCAUGAAAACGAAACUAUCAAUUCACAAUGAGAACUUCUAACACAGGUGACAAUUUGAAAAGUAGUGGAGUAAAAAGUACAUAUACCUGCUAUAAAAUGUAAUGAAGUAAAAUAAAAGUACCACUUCCUAUUUGUACUGAAGUACAGGAACGAAGUACUUUUACUUUGUUACAUUCCACUUCUGUAUUUUGCAGUGUCAUUGAACAAAAUAUAUCAAAGUGUUAUACAAAACAGUGACAGUAUUUCAUUGGAACAGCUCACAUGUGUACUUCACUCUUUGGCUGCCAUGGAUAUCCAAUCCAUUUUAACUGGGAGGGGCUAGCGUUCCCGUUCAAACUGGAUUGGACAUCAAUCAAUGGCAAGUAAUGAGUUAAUGACAAGCUAUACCGUCCUUCUGUCGUUGGCGUUUUUCUUCACUUAAUGCCAGAAUAAUAGGCUAUGUAUAUCUCAGCAUUAGGCCAAGCCCCAUGAAAUCAGAACGUUGCAAAUGGCUUCUU
Messenger RNA from Corythoichthys intestinalis (scribbled pipefish), 7450 nucleotides. It is a transcript of the gene iars1, whose product is annotated as isoleucyl-tRNA synthetase 1. Gene Ontology annotation, molecular function: tRNA binding; isoleucine-tRNA ligase activity; aminoacyl-tRNA deacylase activity. Bases 139 to 3945 code for a protein of 1268 amino acids. The transcript is spliced from 34 exons. The record is from RefSeq and is a predicted model, not a curated record. Gene Ontology annotation, biological process: isoleucyl-tRNA aminoacylation. NCBI's taxonomy places the organism in Eukaryota, Metazoa, Chordata, Actinopteri, Syngnathiformes, Syngnathidae.